Porites evermanni is the source of this 5593-nucleotide messenger RNA. Lineage: Eukaryota; Metazoa; Cnidaria; Anthozoa; Scleractinia; Poritidae. The record is from the annotation of a GenBank genome assembly.
AUGGCGGAUACCACGGUGUCCACGUUUGAACGGGCUUACAUUGUUGGUGGAAUUGAACAAGAUUUCCGUUCAGAUGGAAGGUCUUGUCAGGAUUACAGACAUUUUGAGGUAGAAACUGGCAUUGUUUCCAACACAAGUGGAUCUGCGAGACUUCGAUUGGUAACUGUUUUUUUUUACCUUGCUAAGUUCGACCCGGGAGUUCGACAGGCAAAAAUGCGUAUGGUGCCCGUUCCAAACUUAAGCUUAAUUUCAUGCAUAACUUUAAGGAUUUACACAGCAUAGUCAAUUACGAUACCAGACAUCUCUUUGUUGUGGGCAAUCUCUUGACCCCAGAGAGACCAAAAGUCAUUUAACCCCUUUCUCUAUGGUAUAUACUUAUGGAUUUAUGGACACUUAGGUUCGUCCAAAUCCUUAAAAAAGAAGGGUGGAUGCAGGUAGCACUUACAGCAAACAGGUACAUUAAAAACAAAUGCAGGAUUCAAUGUACCCCCCACCCCCACCAAUUUCGUAGACGGAUGCAAAAAUACUGUGGGAUAGGGAAGUGAUGGAGCGAAAACCACGCCUAUCUUUUUAAAGCAUAGGUAUUAAAAAUAUUCUUUAUAAAGCUAUCUAAAUAGGUAUAUUUUUUUAAAGUGAAAUUUUGAAAAAGGAACAAUCUUAACCGCUUUUAAAAGAAUUGACAAAUGCCCCACCCAAGGGCGGAGGUUUUCUGACAUAUCCCCUCCACUAGGACCUACAAGAUGACAACUGCCGGGGACGAUGGGCACGCUUGGAAUUGACUGAGCCAUAACAUACCCUUGGGGCCUUGUUUUCUUUAAAAAAAAAGACACACAUUUUCUUAGUUCUCUUUAAUUUUGUUUCAUUGAAGUCACACAUGCAGUCUGUCUGGAGUCCAAUACUUUGCUUUGUUAUAGUCUAAAACUGAUGUUUUGGUUGGAGUUAAAGCAGAAAUUGGAGAACCUCGCNUUUCGUAGACGGAUGCAAAAAUACUGUGGGAUAGGGAAGUGAUGGAGCGAAAACCACGCCUAUCUUUUUAAAGCAUAGGUAUUAAAAAUAUUCUUUAUAAAGCUAUCUAAAUAGGUAUAUUUUUUUAAAGUGAAAUUUUGAAAAAGGAACAAUCUUAACCGCUUUUAAAAGAAUUGACAAAUGCCCCACCCAAGGGCGGAGGUUUUCUGACAUAUCCCCUCCACUAGGACCUACAAGAUGACAACUGCCGGGGACGAUGGGCACGCUUGGAAUUGACUGAGCCAUAACAUACCCUUGGGGCCUUGUUUUCUUUAAAAAAAAAGACACACAUUUUCUUAGUUCUCUUUAAUUUUGUUUCAUUGAAGUCACACAUGCAGUCUGUCUGGAGUCCAAUACUUUGCUUUGUUAUAGUCUAAAACUGAUGUUUUGGUUGGAGUUAAAGCAGAAAUUGGAGAACCUCGCAUACAGAAACCUGACCAGGGCUAUGUUGAGUUUUUUGUUGAUUGGUGAGGUGUUUUUUAUUUCUAUGUUUAUCGUCAUUUGGAUACAAGUUCUUUUUUCUAGUCCCAUUAAGAUUUUCAGAGAGUGGUUAUGAGAAGUGGUUGUUACCAUGUUAAACUGACCUAUAGCUGAGAAAAUUCCUGCCCAUAAAGACUCUAAAAUCAUGAACAUUCUCUAAUAUUAUUAGGUAAAAUUAAUGUAGAAUAUAUUUCUAGCUGGAUUUUUGAUAACAUUACUACCAAAUGACCCUAAAUUUGCGUUCAACAGUUUUUUCGGCCAAACUAUUUCCAAAGUAGCCAUUAUAAAAACUAAGAGUGCAACCAUUGCUUUUUUUUUCUUCUCCUCGCUCAUUCUUUUUCUCCUUUCCUUUUCCUUUGUUACCGUGAUUUUGGAGCCGUUCUUGGGCUUAAGAAACCUGCCUUUCGACGCCUUUUCACUUAAAUGACUGCAAAUUUUGGUAGGUUGGUUUUCAAAAAAUCGGUCAGAUUUACAUGCAGAAUAAUGUUUUUAAAAAGUUUCAUCUUUUCAAAGUAAAGCCCACCCGCUGAUCUUACAUUCUUCUGUGCUUCUGCUUCCGUACUGACUUGUUGCUUUUUCUCCUUAAGUUCUGCAAAUGCUUCCCCUGAAUUUGAAGGAAGAGGAGGUGAUGAGCUUGGAGCAAUGCUCGCAAAAACUUUAGAGAGAGCAUACAAUCAUAAAUCAGCCAUUGAUCUGCAUUCACUGUGUAUUCUUCCUGGAAAACAGUGUUGGGUUUUGUAUAUCGAUGCUUUGGUAAACAAGCCUGUUAAUUGACAAUAAUUGUAUAAUAUGUUAUGAUUAAUGCCGUGAUUAAGAAAUGUUAGUAAAUAGAUGCCACUUGUUUAAAAGUAUAAUUAUUUCUUUACUGUUUCCAUGGUAACACAGUCCUAUACAUGCAAGUUAAUUGACCUUCGAAGUGCCAAGCGUGAGGAAACAGCCAACUUUUCACAAAGCCACCACUGAUUUCCUCGCAAAAUGACGUGUGAGAAACGAGCACAGAAAUUCCAUACUUAUGAUGUGUCACUACCCAGAUCUGGCAUCAUCAGUAUGGAAUUUCUGCACUCUUUUCUCUGAUGCCAUUUCGCAGGAAAACCAGUGGUGGCAUCACAAAAUGCCGGCUGUCUUCUUAAGUGUCUAAACACACCAAUUUUGCCUCAGAAUGAUCUACGUUCAGUGGGAUUUGAUUGUCAUUGCAUGGCACUCACAUCCACCUCGCUCCACUGCACAUGGCCUGUCUCGCUCACUCCUUAUUUUAGGAAUUCUCCGUCUUUUGAAGAACUAUGUUAUCACAUUGUACUUUUAAGUUAUUCCACCACAUUGAUAAUUAAACCAAGUAAAUAAUUUUUUUGUUUACUUACUGACACUAAAGUAAAUUAAGAUUUUUCUCACAAAUUGCAAGACUUGUCGUCUUCAUGUAUGGCUUGCUUAUUCAAGUGUUUUUAUAUGUUCUAGGUGUUGGAAUGCGGAGGAAACUUGUUUGAUUCCCUGUCCAUGGCAGUGAAAGCAGCCCUUUAUAAUACCAGGUAUAAAAAUGAUGUUAUCCUUUAAAUUUAUAAAUAAAAUAUAAUUAUUUGUUAUUGGCAUUUUGUUUGUUGCAUCAUGGUGACAUUUAGACAUUUGUUAGCAAACUAUCUUGAAUUCACUACAAUAUUUUGUUAUUAUUUUACAUAGAAUUCCAAAUGUGGCUGUGUCGACAGAAGAAGGAGAGGUGGAACUUGAAAUAUCAGAUGAUCCACAUGACUGCACAAGGUUGGAUGUUUCUUCAAUUCCUUUAACAGUGACAAUGAGCAAGGUAAUUGAUUUGAAUAAAACCAGUUGUUAUGGUCAAAACUGUUAUACAUGUAGCUUAAUAAUCUCUGUGCAAGAGAUAGUCCUCAAUUCAUUUGAAUGGUAAACACCACAGGAUUUUUUGAAGCAGGAGGUACAAAUAAUCUGGCCCCCAUAACAAUGGUCUACUAGUGAAGUGGUUGAACCAUGAACGUGAGGUGUUUGAACAUCACAUGAAACUCUUCUUGGAGUGUUUGUUAUAAUAAUCUGCUCAAGUGAUCAAUAAUAACUGUUUUGCUGUGAAAGGUUUUGAUCCCUCUAUUGUCACAGUUAAACAGUCGUCUAUUGUUAGUCAAAUUGUCAGUUCUCCAGUCGCUCUCUUGUAGUUAGUUUUGCUUAAUCUCGUCAAUAAGUCUGGAUAACUGACAAUUUGACUAACAUUAGACUACUGUUUAACUGUGACAAUAGACGAAUCGAAAUGCACCAAUUACUGAUUAUGAGUCUUCAUAGCCAAUAACAUCACGGCUUUACUGACAGACAAUCAAUAUCAUCGCGACGUAAUUGACCAGUCAGAUCAAUAACCAGAGUAUAAUACCAUCAACUGACAUGAUACAACUCACUUUGACUCUGAAGAUGACUACCGCACAGGUUGUCGAAAUGUCAGUCACUGUCAACAACAACAGUUCUUUCUAGGACUAAAUUCACCCGGACGAUCAAACUGAACCUACUUUUGAAAUAACUGUUUUGACCACAAGCAGUUGUCCUUUUUUCCUCAGAGCUAUGUGCAGCAAGCAAAAGAAGAAAAUUAUGCAAAUUAAUGGUGAAAAAGGAGAAGAUAGUGGGGUGGAGAUUGGGUUGUACUUUGCUUGGGCCUCCACCCUCUUUCCUCACUCCUCAUGUGUGCUUUCAGUGUACUGUGAAUCAAAAGAAAAAAAAGAGACUGCUGGCAGUCUAUAAAUUUUUUUGGCAUAUUUGUGAUCUUAACUUUUUGGAGUUAAUUUAUAAUAGACAGCUGUACUAAUAUUUAUUUACUUUAAGUGUUAACCUCAUUUUUCAAACCAGCAAGUAUUUACUUGUCUUGUUGGCGGUCAGACGUGAGGGAUAUUAACAUGAUGGCUGCGUGUACUAAACAAGCUGAUAUUACCGUAUUUUACUUAUCAAAAUGUGUAUUCUGCAGCUCAUCAACAUUGUUUAAGUAACACUUCUUCUUGUAGGGAUGAUGUAGUCUGUGGAAAACAAGCUCUAGUUUUGGACCUUAUGAUUUUCAGUAUCUGUAGUUGAAAGGUUUUGGGAUUUUUCACUGUAGUGUCAUUUUGUGUUUAGAUUGGCCAUCGUCAUGUUGUGGAUGCUAGUCUUGAAGAGGAAGCCUGUAGUCUUGUUCAGCUCCUGGUGUCAGUAAAUGGAGAAAACAACAUCUGUGCCAUGCAGAAGGUUGGCCAGGGAGCUCUGGAUGCUGACUCCAUAUUUGAGAUGAUUGAGGCAAGAAAGUACUUUUAAUAACAUCAGGUUUAUUGCUUAUUGGCACUUAGCAAAUUGUUGUUGUUGUUUUUCUUUUGCUUUGCCCAGUUAAGGAGCCCUGCGUGUAUAGGUUGACCUUCAAUGUUCUUAGAUGGCCGGCACGCUCUUCUGCACACAGUCAUAAAACUGAAAAUACUUGUUUUGAAAGACCUUGUGUGAACCUCGCCAUGUGCAAAGUCUGAAAUAAAUUAUUAACCCUGCACAUGUAAGGAAUUUUGUUAUUUAGGGUGUUAACCUCAUUUUUCAAACCAACAGGACUUUACAUGUCUUGUUUGUGGUCAGACAUGAGGGAUAUUCAGUUGAUGGUUGCAUUAAACAUGCAGAUGUAUUUACUCAACACACUGUAUAUUCUGCAACUCAUCAACAAAUCAUUUUAAGAAGAAAUUCUAGACUAGGCUGUAAAGAAUAUUUAUGUUAAUCAUUUAAGAUUAAGAUCUCGAGUCAACUGUUUUGUCCUUAGUGUAGUUUGUGUGCAGCUUAAAUUCCUUAUUGUGACCAUUUAAAUUAGAGCUUUUAAGCAGUCCCUUCAAACUGUUCUAUCUUUUUCUGGGUGUUUUUCAACUUUGGGAUUUCCUCUUGUUUUUAGACUGCUCGUUCUGUCGGAAAAAAGCUGAACAAAGAACUCUUAAAGGUUCUCAAGAAAGAGGAGUCUGAUUCAAGUUUAAACAAAGAGAAAAUUGGGUUUCUCUUGUAGCAGAAAGAUUCUAAGCUAUCCACUAGUAAGCUGAAGAACUCAAGAUUCUUUGGUGGGUACUAAUGUCCCUCCAGCAACAUCACACCAGCGAAGGCCAUUAUAGAGUUAUCAUGGGGCCAUCGUUGGAAA